Sordaria macrospora k-hell is the source of this 588-nucleotide messenger RNA. RefSeq lists its product as uncharacterized. The record is from RefSeq and is a predicted model, not a curated record. NCBI's taxonomy places the organism in Eukaryota, Fungi, Ascomycota, Sordariomycetes, Sordariales, Sordariaceae. Gene Ontology annotation, cellular component: endoplasmic reticulum.
AUGGCCGUCUACAACGAAUCCCGCCUUAACUACCUCUGGCUGGCGUGGUUCGGGCUGUCGAUCCCCAUCAUUCUCUUAAUCGACGCCCUCCCGCACUACCCUUCAUCCUGGUCCUCGUCCCCCUCCUCGCCCCUGCACAUCUUCCACCUAAUCCGCCAAGACUACAUCUCGCAAUACAACGACCCGAUAGUGCAAUGGUCCCCAUCCACCGCCGUUCUGGGCUCUCACGACUCCUGGAUCGGUCUGUUCAUGUACCUCGAGUUCGGCUUCUCUUUACCAGUGGUACUCUACGGAUUCUUCAAGCUGGCUUUGUCCAAAAGAAGGGGCACGACGGGCGGCGAUGAGCUACUUUUCCUUGUGUAUGCUUUGGAAACGGCGUUGACUACGUUGGUGUGUAUCUAUGAUGUCGGGUAUUGGGAUCCGGAGGUUCACUCGGUGAAGGUGAGGAGGACGAUGGUUUUGCAGUUUUUUGGACCUUGGUUUUUGGUUCCCAGCAUUAUGGCUGUUGAUAUGGCCAGGAGGAUCCUGGGGAGGAUCAAGGUUGCUGAUGAGGCUAUGGAGGAGAGGGAGAGGAGGAAGGCGCAGUAA